Molecule: messenger RNA, 450 nt
Organism: Strongylus vulgaris
Lineage: Eukaryota; Metazoa; Nematoda; Chromadorea; Rhabditida; Strongylidae
Source: the annotation of a GenBank genome assembly
AUGUUUGAUUCUCCCUUUGCUGACUUGCCAUUGGAUCACCCAUGCGUAGAAGAAUACAUUGGAAAUAAAUGUUCAAUUGACAAGAUCUUCAUAGACGAUCCGGAAUGUAUGGUCAGAAUUUCGCCGUUGACGGUCCUGAAAUUGUUCACCUAUCGCACUCCCAUCGUUUACAAGGGCGCUAGGGAUCCACAUUUUUCGGUUGUCGACUACACUGGACCAGGAUUUAUGACUCAUACAGAAGAACGCCUUUUGGAAGAACGAUACCGUACGUAUCAAAAAGGGCGAAAUAACGAUGUUCUCGACAACGAAGAAGGGAAAUGUGUGGCAUCUGUAAACCUGCAGGAAUGUGGAGAUUUACUGAAGAUGAGUAUGUUGUCUCGAUGUAAAUCAAUGGCAAGUCAUGAAGAAGAAGCAGCUGUUAUUACUUCUGAGGUACUCUCCUAUAUGUAA